AUGAUCGGAGGUGUACUGAUUUCACAUUUAAAAGCAACUGCACCAGAAUUAUCUUUCAGAUCCAUGCCUGAACAAUGGAAAUGUGAAAGCUUUGAUCUACCAAUAUUUCAAAGAUCCCAGGUACUGAUUUUUGCCAUUGAGGAAAUCAACAGGAGUCAGAGGCUACUUCCAAACAUAACGCUGGGUUACCGGCUGUUUGACAACUGUAUGAAUGUGCAGGUGGCACUGCGAGCAGCCUCUAUGCUGAUCGCUGGCUCAGAUGAGAUAAUCACCACUGAAGACUGUCGAGGACUGCCUCCGGUUGUAGCCAUUAUUGGAGAUCCUUUAUCAAUUCAUUCUGUGGCAAUAUCAAGGACACUUAGUGUUUAUAGAUUCCCUUUGAUCAGUUAUUGCGCCUCAUGUGUCUGCCUCAGUGAUAAACGGGAGUUUCCCUCUUUUUUGAGGACGGUCCCAAGUGAUGCUUUCCAAGUCAAAGCGAUAGUUGCAAUAAUUAAACAUUUUAAGUGGACCUGGAUAGGCUUAGUGGUGACUGACGAUGAUUAUGGACUUUAUGCUCUCAUAAGCAUUAAUGAACAAGUCAAGAAAUUUGGCUGUGUUGCUUUCUCAGAAUCAUUACAAGCGAAUGACAAAGCAAAAAUGAUUUCCAUUAUCAAUAUUAUUAAAAAAACAACAGCGAAGGUUAUUGUGUUGUUUUUAACAAAAUUGGUUGUAACCGUAUUAAUAAAAGAAAUUGUACAGCAAAACAUCACUGGCAAGCAGUGGAUAGCAACCGAUUCUUGGAGUGCUUUUCCCAUACUAGGUAGCAAUGAAAACUUCAAUUCAUUUGGAGGCACAAUUGGCAUUCUCCCCAAAAGAGGGGAAAUCCCAGGACUGGAAGAUUUCCUUCUUCAAGCUCAUCCCACUCCAGAUCCUAAUAAUAAUUUGCUCACUUUGUUUUGGGAAAGGAUAUUUGAAUGCACAUUUCAAAAAAACUACAGCAUGACCAGUUCAACCUCACUGGGAAGCAGCAGCAAAAUCUGUUCUGGACUGGAGGAUAUCAAGAGCACCAGGACAGAAUACAGUGACGUUUCCGAGUUAAGAGCUUCAUACAAUGUUUAUAAAGCUGUCUAUGCAUUAGCUCAUGCUCUGCAUGAUUUGGCAUCUUGUGAAAAUGGGAAAGGGCCUUUCGAAAAUAGAACCUGUGCAAACAUCAAACAUUUCCAGUCCUGGCAGUGGACAUGA
Molecule: messenger RNA, 1221 nt
Organism: Erpetoichthys calabaricus (reedfish)
Lineage: Eukaryota; Metazoa; Chordata; Cladistia; Polypteriformes; Polypteridae
Product: extracellular calcium-sensing receptor-like
Exons: 4
Coding region: 1-1221 (406 amino acids)
Biological process (GO): G protein-coupled receptor signaling pathway
Cellular component (GO): membrane
Molecular function (GO): G protein-coupled receptor activity
Source: RefSeq, a predicted model, not a curated record